Messenger RNA from Phaeodactylum tricornutum CCAP 1055/1, 1126 nucleotides. RefSeq lists its product with no specific name. Gene Ontology annotation, molecular function: catalytic activity. Bases 80 to 1126 code for a protein of 348 amino acids. The record is from RefSeq and is a predicted model, not a curated record. Lineage: Eukaryota; Bacillariophyta; Bacillariophyceae; Surirellales; Neidiaceae. The transcript has a single exon.
AGCUGAUCUCGUGUUGGUUGGCAAUCCGCAGAGUUGUCGACCGUGGUGCUGGCACCGAUCGAUUCGGACUUUCGCGAGGAUGCGAAGACGCAGCGUCACUUUCCCUUUGUGCGUAGUGGUAUCGUGUACGGUGUCGUUCCCUGUCAGCGAGGCACGUUCCCGACCCCGUUCGUGUGCGUUGGCGUGUCCACCCCCGCAACAAUUGCGCAAUCUGAUUGACGCCGAGCUCGAUGGCACACGCCCCGACAGUGCCCAUUCGCCUAUUCUACUGCCGUGCUGUUACGACGGCUUGACGGCCCGUCUGGUAGCCCGUGCGGGCUUUCCAGCCACCUUUCUGACGGGCUUUGGCGUGUCCGCCGUGCACGGCUACCCCGACACGCAGCUCGUGUCCUACCAAGAGAUGCAGACCACCGCCACCACGGUAGCGGAAGGCUUGUCCCGCGCCGCCCGGGAAUUGGGCACCGCCGCGCCGAUUCCUUGCAUUGCCGACGGCGACACGGGCUACGGCAACGCCUUGAACGUCCAGCGCACCGUGUGGGGGUACGCCCGGGCGGGCAUGGCGGGGAUCAUGCUCGAGGACCAGGUAUCCCCGAAACGGUGCGGUCACGUGGCGGGCAAGAGCGUGCUGGGGGUCGCCGCGGCGGUGGCCAAGGUGCGGGCGGCGUGCGACGCUCGGGACGCGUACGGCGCGCAGUACGGUGCCGGUAGUGGGCCGUUGAUUCUGGCGCGGACGGACGCGCUGGCCACGGACGGAUUCGAGGCGGCGGUGGAACGGUGUUUGGCGUUCCGGGAAGCUGGUGCCGAUAUGACGUUCUUGGAAGCGCCCGAAUCAAUCGAGCAAAUGGCAGAGUAUUGCCGGCGUGUGGACGGACCGAAAUUGGCGAAUAUGUUGGAGCAAGGAUCGACGCCGAUUCUGUCGCCGGCGGAAUUGAAGCAAAUGGGGUACACGUUCGCCGCAUAUCCACUAACGCUGCUGUCGUCGUCGAUCCGGGCCAUGCAAGAAGCUCUACUAUCGAUACAACAAGGGAAACCUACGGACGAUUUGAUUUGCUCGUUUGGGGAAACCAAGGAUGUGGUGGGCUUUAGUCAGUACGCCCAGGAGGAAGAGCGGUAUCGUGUCGAUUGA